GUGUUUACACGUUAUGGGAAAUGUUACAUGUUUAACGCUGCUGAAGAGGGGAAGACUUUGAGGACUACAAUGAAAGGAGGCACGGGCAACGGCCUGGAGAUCAUGCUGGACAUCCAGCAGGAUGAAUACCUGCCUGUGUGGGGAGAAACAGAAGAGACCGCAUUUGAGGCAGGAGUGAGGGUGCAGAUCCACAGUCAGGCAGAGCCUCCCUUUGUACAUGAGCUGGGCUUCGGAGUCGCCCCAGGCUUUCAGACCUUCGUGGCUACCCAGGAGCAAAGACUGACAUACCUUCCUCCUCCGUGGGGCGAGUGUGUGUCCAGAGCCCUGGAUUCAGGCCUCUUUCAGGUGUACAGCGUGUCUGCCUGUCGCAUUGAGUGUGAGACGCGCUACAUCGUAGAAAACUGCAACUGCAGAAUGGUCUACAUGCCUGGUGAUUCUCCAUACUGCACUCCUGAACAGUAUAAGGAUUGUGCUGAACCUGCUCUGGCUGCUCUGUCAGCUGUUGAAGGCACAAACUGCAUCUGCAGGAGCCCCUGUAACAUGACUCGAUACAACAAAGAGCUUUCCAUGGUCAAGAUCCCCAGUAAAACCUCUGCACGCUACCUGGAGAAGAAGUUCAAUCGAUCAGAGAAGUACAUCACGGACAAUAUCCUAGUUCUGGAUGUGUUUUUUGAGGCUCUGAAUUAUGAGACCAUAGAGCAGAAGAAAGCAUACGAGGUGGCGGGUCUACUAGGUGAUAUUGGUGGUCAGAUGGGCUUGUUUAUCGGUGCAAGUAUCCUGACCAUACUGGAGCUAUUUGAUUAUGCAUAUGAGGUGGUGAAGGAGAGACUGCUGGACCUGCUGAACAGAGAGGAGGAGGAAGAGAGUCAUGGAGAGGAUGUGAGUACCUGUGAUCCGGUGGUAAACCACUCGGAAUCGCUCAGCCACACGGUCAGUGUUCCCCUCCAGACCACCCUGGGCACCCUAGAGGAGAUUGCCUGCUGAGCACCGUAACCCCUCCACACCAACAGGGGGGGCUGGGCCACUCCACUCCAAUGGGUGGAGGACAGAGUAAAACGAGGGAAAAGUCUCUAUUGCUUUUUCUCAACGUCAUCAUUUGGCACAAACAUGAGAACUAGAAGCCAAGGAGCUUCUCGAGGAACAUGAGGACCCCAAAGUUUCUCACAAACACCAUCUGUUUGUUCUGGACUCAUGAAGGAAAGCAGAAGCUUGUGGACCUGUCGGGACAGUCACUUGUAAAAAUAAGACAAACAUGAACAUGUGAGGAACUGCAGAUGCGCACAGCCUCUCUCUUUCUCUCUCUGCCCAGACGCCAUUUUGAAGUCUACUGCCAAAACACUGUAAAUUAUUAACAGAGAAAACAUUGUGAAACUGUUCUAACUGUGCAUGUGUCAGUUUCAUGCGUUACAAUACGGUUUUCUCGAACCUGUCAUCCCCUCUCACGUGUGGAGACAGUUUUGUCUUCUUGUGCUGUUUGUUUGCUAUGUGUUUCUGCAUCUCAAUUGGUUUCUUGAUGUAUCAGGGAUGCAUCAUAAAAAUGAGAGCCCCUUUCUUCUAUCCUUUUUAUUUUUCUAUCCUUCAUAGAAAAGUCGAAUGGGUCACGGUACAAUGGCAGCCAUUAUGAGCCCAUUGUGGCUUCGAAUGGCUCUUCUACAUGCUUUCUGGAUCCCAUUUGAAAAAUGAAGAACAAAGAGAGUACAGAAAAUAAGUGUUUUUGUCGCUUUCUGCAUAAGAAUAUAGUGAUACAACUAGCGGUUUUCAUUUUGUUACAUGUGAGAGGUGUUAAUUUGUCAUUUAAUGCUGAUAUUAGAAAGCUGAUACAUUGAGAUUUUUUUGACAGCAAUCAUAAUUCCGCUUUCCCAACUAUUGUAAGUGGGAUAUUUUCAAACAUAUAAAGGAUUUAGAGGAGUUCAUGGUAGUUUAUUAUGCGUGUUGUCGCUCUACUAUUGUCUAUGUCUCAUCUCCUCAUUUUAGAGCACUUCAUCUAUGCUGGGGUUAAUUAAUGCUGUAAUUGUCAUAUGUUAGCUGAUAUUUACUAUGUUCCCACAGUGCUCUUUGAUGAUGGAUUAUAGACCGUUCAAAGGUGUGAUUAUGUUCUUUUCUGCUCUCAAACUAAAUGUGAGGUUCUCGUAUCACUAUACAUCAGCAGUGGCAGCUCGUGGGUUUUAAAAUAGAGGCGGCACACUAAUUGUAUUGGUCU
This is a messenger RNA of Sinocyclocheilus grahami, 2200 nucleotides long. Its product is annotated as acid-sensing ion channel 2. Lineage: Eukaryota; Metazoa; Chordata; Actinopteri; Cypriniformes; Cyprinidae. Gene Ontology annotation, cellular component: plasma membrane. The record is from RefSeq and is a predicted model, not a curated record. The annotation marks the transcript as partial. The transcript has 9 exons. Gene Ontology annotation, molecular function: ligand-gated sodium channel activity. Gene Ontology annotation, biological process: sodium ion transmembrane transport.